Rotaria sp. Silwood1 is the source of this 2106-nucleotide messenger RNA. The record is from the annotation of a GenBank genome assembly. Lineage: Eukaryota; Metazoa; Rotifera; Eurotatoria; Philodinida; Philodinidae.
AUGCAUGAUGCAAUUAUUGGAGUAACUGAUAAAGAAAUGAAAAUAACAUCGACAAACGAUAAUGUGUCUCGUUUAAAUAAUGAUAAUAAAAUAUUAGAAUAUAUUUGUUCAUAUAUAAAAUAUAAAUUUGAUAAUCUAUUUGCUCAUGGUUUAAUUUUUAUUAUUCCAUUAUUAACUAUUAUAAGUGUAUUUGUAAUAUUAAUAUUUAGUAUAAUUUAUUAUUAUACUAAAGAAACAGAUAAUUAUAAAGAUGCAUUAUGGCAAACAUUUACACGUAUACUUGAUCCAUGUGCAGCAGCACACGAUGAAGGUCUAAAACAUCGACUUAUAUCUGGUAUUGUUAUACUUUGUGGUCUUGUUAUUGUUGCAAUAUUAAUUGGUGCAAUUGUAACUUUUAUGGAUGAAAAAUUAAAUGAAUUAAAAAAAGGACAUACAACAGUUAUUGAAAAGAAUCAUACAAUAAUUUUAGGAUGGUCACCAAAAAUAUUUGAUAUUAUUAAUGAAUUAAUUAUUGCAAAUGAAAAUCAACGUAAUCCUUCAAUUGUUAUUUUGACAUCAAAAGAUAGUAGUGAAGUUCAAUAUAUGAUUAAAGAUAAAAUAAAUAAUUCAAGAAACACAAGAAUUAUUUAUAGAAAUGGUAAUCCAAUGUCGAUCAAUGAUUUAAAUAAAUUGAGUCUUAAUCAAGCACGAUCAAUAAUUAUACUGGCACCGGAAUUAAACAAUCCUGAUGUUAGAAUAAUAAAAACAAUAUUAGCAAUUAGAAAUAAUCCAAGACGAAAUAACAUUAAUUUUCAUAUUGUUGCUGAAAUAAAAGAACAAAUUAAUUUAGAAGCGGCAAUAAUUGCAGGCGGAGAUGAAGCAUUAUUUGUCUAUGCCAAUGAAAUAAUUGCACGUAUUAUGGCCCAAUCAUGUCGACAAAGGGGUUUAAGUAUAAUAUUAUCAACUUUAUUAUCAUUUCAAAAUGAUGAAAUUUAUUUUAAACAUGAAAGUGCACUUGUUGGUAGAACAUUUUAUGAUGCUGUAUUUUCAUAUGAUAAAUGUUCAGUAAUUGGAUUAAUGUUAUCCGAUGGAACAGUUAAAAUAUUUCCUCGAUUAAAUACAAUAAUAAAUAUUGAUGAUCAAAUUAUUGUUAUCGCUGAAGAUGAUGAUAAAAUUAUAUUGUCAUCUGAUUAUUUGUUACGUAUUAAUUAUGAAUAUUCAGGAUCAAAAUCAUCAUUAUUAUUUAAUCAUAAUACAGUUUUAUUAUCCAAUCCUAUGACUAGAAGAGCAACAAAAAGAAUUGAACGAAAUCUUCUACUCGGAUGGAAUAAAAAAGCUCCAUUAAUUGCUAAAGAAUUGGAUACUUAUGUUGCUCGCGGCAGUGAACUACAUAUAUUAACAAAUUCUAAUAUAAUAACACAAUUUAUAAAGGAACAAUUAGCUAAUGAAUUAACAGAACAAAAAAUAUUUGUACAUUGUGGAAGCUUAACAAAUAAAUUUGAUUUAGAAAAACUAAAUUUAUUUUCUUAUGAUUAUGUUAUAUUAUUAGCAAAUGAAGAAAGUGAACAACAAAAUUUAAUUGAAGAAGCUGAUGCUGAAUGUUUAAUUUGUUUAUUAUAUUUAAAAAAUAUUAUUGAUAAAUCAAAUAAGGAAAAAACAUUUAGUAUAGUAGCAGAAAUGUAUGAUAUACGUAAUUGUCAAUUAGCAAAUAGAACAUGUGCCGAUGAUUUUAUUGUUAGUCCAAAUUUACUAUCAAAAUAUAUUUCACAAUUAUCUGAAAAUCAAAAUAUAAAAAAAGUUUAUGAUGUUUUAUUAACAGCUGAUGGUCCUGAGAUUUAUUUAUGUUUAGCAUCGAUGUUCGUUCCACUAGAAACACCAAUUAGUUAUUAUCAAGUUUUACAAGAAACAUUAAAAUAUCAAUGUUUAGCAAUUGGUUAUAGAUUAAUGAAAUAUUUACAUGAUGAAACAAGAUUUUUUGGAAUUGUUUUAAAUCCAGAUAAACAAGAACAAAUUAUAUUUUCACAAAAUGAUAAAAUUAUUAUUUUAGCUGAAAACUUUAUGUCAUUUGCUCCCCAUAAUACGCAAAUUCGUAGAUACCGGCUAGCUAUUAGCGGUAAAUCGUGGUAA